Naegleria lovaniensis is the source of this 1452-nucleotide messenger RNA. RefSeq lists its product as uncharacterized. Lineage: Eukaryota; Heterolobosea; Eutetramitea; Acrasida; Naegleriidae. The record is from RefSeq and is a predicted model, not a curated record. The transcript has a single exon. The coding region runs from base 1 to 1452 and encodes 483 amino acids.
AUGCUAACGGCAACGACGAGUGUUUGUAAGAAGCAAGUUGCCACGACGAGCAUGUGGCUAUUGUCAUUUGCAGUGUUGUCCUUCAUCUUAUUACUGAACAUUGGAUGCGAAAUUAAUGCACAACAACAACAAACGUCACAUGUUGCUACGACGAAAGAACCAUCUUCGUAUCAAGUAUCGUUGGAUAUUGCUGGCGGCUAUGGAAUGGACGGCUUUACAGCAACAGCAGCAGGUAUGGGAAUGGUGCGUGGCCUUUCUCACUCAGUCCUGUCAGAUGCCAAUUUUCAACAGUCAAUUUUAUUUGGGGACCUUUCGCUGGGUCGCAUUCGAAAAUUUUCAUUGACUUCUCAAAUGAUUCAAACACUCAUUGGCGAUCCUUUGUCCAGUUCUAAAUAUACCGUUACCUCAGUCAUGGACAUUGCAUGCGCACCCUACUCGAAAGAUGUUUAUUUCAUUGACAACCAUAAAGUGAGAAAAUUUAAUUUAAAUUCAGAAGAACCUUAUGUGAUUACUGACGUGAUUGGAAAUGGAACUGCUGGUAUCGAACCCUCUGGAAAUGGGUUACCAAAUGCCACCUUGUUGAAUUAUCCCAAUGGUCUCUUUUUUCAUGAAGCUACAAAAACUUUGUAUAUUGCAGAUACUAUGAAUCGACGAAUUGUCAUUGUGGAUUGGAGAUUUAAUUCAAAGAGAACGAUAACAUUUGGUAUAUUGAAUGUGCAACCAGCGAACAUUGUGGUGAAUAAUGAGGCAACCAUGUUGUAUUUGACGGAUACGGCAAACCAUCGAGUGAGAUCUGUGGAUUUGACAACUGGCAUUUCAAAGAUCAUUGCUGGAAAUGGUAACAAUGGAGCACAAUAUUCAAAUGCUACAGCCAGUGCAAUGAACGUUUCAUUACUUUCUCCAACUGGUAUUGCUCUCUCACCAGAUGAGUCUUCUCUGUACAUUACUGAAACAGGAUGGAACGUCGUGAGAAGAUAUGACUUUGCAACAACAAUGAUGACACCAGUAGCAGGAAAUGGAAAACCAGGAUAUAGUGGAGACGGAAACUUGGCGGUAUUUGCUUCUUUGAGGGCUCCGAUGGAUGUUGUCGUGUCCCCAAAUGGAGAAGUCAUUAUUGCCGAUUAUGGAAAUACCAGACUUCGUAAAGUCGAUACCAACGGAGUUAUUCACACCAUUGCAGGAAGUGGUUCGUUGUUACCCACAGCACAAGACAAUACGCCUGCCUACCCUUCCAAUUUAAUGUUCCCCUCUGACGUAUUGGUUUCAAAAUCCACCGGAGAUGUUUUCAUUUCAGAGGCCAGGUCCAAUCGAAUUCGAAAGUUUCAUCUUCUCAACAAAUUUCAACAGUCUCAAAUGUUGGUGAUAUUUCAGGUACUGGAACCAUGUCUGUGCUCGAAGAGCCUUUGGAAACAUCUCGUUCUAGAGUUGUUUGGGGAAAUACUCUCAGUUUGA